Molecule: messenger RNA, 2301 nt
Organism: Morone saxatilis (striped sea-bass)
Lineage: Eukaryota; Metazoa; Chordata; Actinopteri; Moronidae
Product: alpha-1-macroglobulin-like
Exons: 19
Molecular function (GO): endopeptidase inhibitor activity
Source: RefSeq, a predicted model, not a curated record
AUGCAUGUCUUAUCCAGAGGAGCCAUUGUCACACAAGGACUUAAACAGGUUGAAGUUCAAGAUAAAUCAGUGAAUGAGGGUGAAGUGUCCUUCAAGUUGAAAGUGUCUGCAGAGAUAGCACCAGUAGUCCAGAUUGUGGCUUACGCCAUCCUCCCCAGUGAGACUGUGAUCGCCCACAGUGCUGACUUCUCCACUGAGAAAUGCUUCAGUCACAAGGUGUCGCUGGAGUUUUCUCCGUCCUCAGCUGUCCCAGGAGAGGAGACCACCCUGCAGGUGACGGCCCAGCCAGACUCUCUGUGCGGAGUGAGCGCUGUCGACCAGAGUGUCCUCAUCAAGGAGCCAGGGAAAACUCUGGAGACAGACAAGAUAUUUGAUUUGUUGCCUGUAAGAAAAGCAACCUUUAUUCCAUAUGAGGCUGAAGAUCCUGUAGAAUGCUUGCAUGUGAGACCUAGAAGAUACGUUUUGCCAUACCCUGACCUUGACGAGAAAAGUGAUGCUCAUACAGUUUUCCAGAAUGUAGGUCUGAAGAUGGCAACAAACUUGUUUAUACGAGUGCCUUCAUGUCUAAAGUUCAAAGGAAGAGAAUACCACCAAGGCCACUAUGCAACAGAAUAUGUAUUAGGAGCUGCCAACCUGGUCCUGUAUGGCAUCUCCGAAAUCCAAUCCUGCUCCAAUAGAAACAGUCCGACUUUCUCCACUGAGACCUGGAUAUGGGACCUGGAGAGUCUGGAACGAAGGAUGUGUCCCUCACUGUUCCCAGACACCAUCACCACCUGGGAGACGGAGGCUUUCUGUUUGUCCCCUCAGGGUUUUGGCUUGGCUCCUCGCUUAAAGAGAUCAAAGGUCUUCCAGCCCUCUUUGCCUCGAGGCUCACGUCGCGUGUCUAUGUGUGGCAAUGAGCGCAAGACCCUCAGCUGGACCAUGGCUCCCUCAGCUUUGGGGGUUAUGAAUGUGUCAGUGCGUGCUGAGGCUUUGGCUUCCCAAGCUUCAUGUGACAAUGAGAUUGUGAGUGUGCCAGACAGAGGUCGUAUUGACGUGGUCACGCGGUCCCUCAUAGUAAAGGCUGAGGGAACUGAGAUGACAAAGACGUACAACUGGCUGCUCUGCCCAAAAGGGGAAGCUUUGACAGAGGAAACAGACGUACAACUCCCUGAGAACAUGAUUGAUGGAUCUGCCCGUGCUACACUUUCAGUCCUGGGUGACAUUCUGGGCCGAGCUCUGAACAACCUGGAUGGGCUGCUGAGGAUGCCAUAUGGAUGUGGUGAACAGAACAUGGCGCUUCUGGCCCCCAACAUUUACAUCCUCCAAUACCUGAAAAACACACAGCAGCUGACCCCAGCUAUCAAAGAAAAGGCUACCAACUUCCUGACCAGUGGCUACCAGAGACAACUAAACUACAAACAUCAAGACGGUGCUUACAGCACAUUUGGAUCAGGAGCGGGGAACACUUGGCUGACUGCUUUUGUGCUGAGAUCUUUUGCCAAAGCGCAGUCUUUCAUCUACAUCGACCCAACAAAGAUUGAAGAGUCGAAGACUUGGCUGGAGAGCAAACAACGAGAAAAUGGCUGUUUUGAACAGUUGGGGAAACUCUUCAACAACCGAAUGAAGGGUGGUGUGUCUGAUGAAGUGACUCUCAGUGCUUACAUCACUGCUGCCUUCUUGGAGAUGAAUACGCCCGUAAAGGCAUCCCAAGUGGUGAACUAAGAGCUGUCUUGCCUCAAAGAGUCCAUCAGUGACCUCAGCAACACCUACACCACAGCUCUGCUGGCCUACGUCUUCACCCUGGCAGGAGACAUGGAGACCCGUGCUCACCUUCUGAAGCAUCUAGACACGGUCGCAUUAAACCAAGGAGGUUUCCUCCACUGGUCUCAGACAGCAACAGAAACGUCAGCCUCUCUGUCUGUGGAGAUCAGCUCCUACGUGCUGCUGGCCAAACUCAGUGCCUCUCCUACUGCUGAAGACCUGGGCUAUGCUGCCCGCAUCGUCAGAUGGCUCACAGGACAGCAGAACUAUUAUGGAGGCUUUUCCUCCACACAGUAUGUACGCCGGGCGCGGUGUCCCAGAACCGCUGACGCGUGCCAGUUGCCGGUCUGGGCGGCUUUGGGUGUUUCCGGAGCAUUUUUCUUGAGCCGACCGGAGGAGAGCGGAGCACUGACGCAGGUCUGGACUCUUUUCUUCGUCUUCAACCGUUCUACUACCUUCACAGACCAAAAGGCUCUGGGCUCACGUAUAAUGACUGUCAAUGAUAUGAACCUCAUUGAAGGAGUCAGUACAAUUGACAGUUUUGGCUGGUAUCUCUGA